Molecule: messenger RNA, 676 nt
Organism: Amoebophrya sp. A120
Lineage: Eukaryota; Dinophyceae; Syndiniales; Amoebophryaceae
Source: the annotation of a GenBank genome assembly
GUCACAUACCAUAGAUUCAAAACCCUCUAUUGGGAGCGAUUUCUCAAUAUCGAAAGGAAAAAUCCCCCCUCCCCAUAUCGAAACGGCAUGACUCCGAAAAUUUGUGUUGCUGAUUUGAGGCCACAAAUCACGUCUGUCUUGCAAGAAGACACGCGCAGAGGCUUCCGCGCCAUUAUGGAAGCGAUUUGGCAUGCUGUAGGACCUAGGGGACAGCCGUUACCGUUUGUAAUGCGAAACAACUAGACCGAAACGCCCCCACCUAGGCUGAGGAUCUGGCUACGAUGCUUUACUGCGUGACAGCGCGCAUUUGUGUACGGAAAUCCAGCAUCAGAAACUUCGUCUCGAUAUGGGGAGGGGGGAUUUUUCCUUACGAUACUCAAACCAGCUGCUGCCGGCGGCUUUUCGGACGAUUAUGCAGUGUACCGAGAAAUCUUGGCUAUCAAAGCAGGGCGACGGCGGCACGAGGUAGAAACAACUUCGGCAACUGCAGCUCAUGUUACACCCGUUUCAAAAAGACCAGGACUAGCACUCUCUCUUGUUUCUGUUUGCCUUUAUUUUAGCUUCUAAGUACCACUUUCCUUUCCCUCUGAUUGAUUGUUCGAUGUUUUGUUUCCAAAUUCCACAACACAGGACCACACGAGAGCCGACGUGCUUGAGCCGCAGAGUUUCGAGCCUC